UCGAGUGUACUUUCUGACAUAUUUGAACAUAGGACCCAGGGGUUCUUGGAGAGGAACCUGGUCCCAGAGGAUCUGGACUGCCCGUAAAAAUGAGUCCUGCAGAUGCACUUGAUGAUGAAAAUACAUUUAAAAUCUUAGUUGCAACAGAUAUUCAUCUUGGAUUUAUGGAGAAAGAUGCAGUCAGAGGAAAUGAUACAUUUGUAACACUUGAUGAAAUUUUAAGACUUGCCCAGGAAAAUGAAGUGGAUUUUAUUUUGUUAGGUGGUGAUCUUUUUCAUGAAAAUAAGCCCUCAAGGAAAACGUUACAUAGCUGCCUCGAGCUAUUAAGAAAAUACUGUAUGGGUGAUCGUCCUGUCCAGUUUGAAAUUAUCAGUGAUCAGUCAGUCAACUUUGGUUUUAGUAAGUUUCCAUGGGUGAACUACCAAGAUGGCAAUCUCAACAUUUCAAUUCCAGUGUUUAGUAUUCAUGGCAAUCAUGAUGAUCCCACAGGGGCAGAUGCACUCUGUGCCCUGGAUAUUUUAAGUUGUGCUGGAUUUGUAAAUCACUUUGGACGUUCAAUGUCUGUGGAGAAGAUAGACAUUAGUCCAGUUUUGCUUCAAAAAGGAAGCACAAAAAUUGCACUAUAUGGUUUAGGCUCCAUUCCAGAUGAAAGGCUCUAUCGAAUGUUUGUCAAUAAAAAAGUAACAAUGUUGAGACCAAAAGAAGACGAGAACUCUUGGUUUAACUUAUUUGUGAUUCAUCAGAACAGGAGUAAACAUGGAAGCACUAACUUUAUUCCAGAACAAUUUUUGGAUGACUUCAUUGAUCUUGUUAUUUGGGGCCAUGAGCAUGAGUGUAAAAUAGCUCCAACCAAAAAUGAACAACAACUCUUUUAUAUAUCACAACCUGGAAGUUCAGUGGUUACUUCUCUUUCCCCAGGAGAAGCAGUAAAGAAACAUGUUGGUUUGCUGCGUGUUAAAGGGAGGAAGAUGAAUAUGCAGAAAAUUCCUCUUCAGACAGUGCGGCAGUUUUUUAUGGAGGAUGUUGUUCUGGCUAAUCAUCUGGACAUUUUUAACCCAGAUAAUCCUAAAGUAACCCAAGCCAUACAAAGCUUCUGUUCGGAGAAGAUUACAGUAAUGCUUGAAAAUGCAGAACGGGAACGUCUGGGGAAUUCUCGACAGCCAGAGAAGCCUCUUAUACGCCUGCGAGUGGACUAUAGUGGAGGUUUUGAACCUUUCAGUGUUCUUCGCUUUAGCCAGAAAUUUGUGGAUCGGGUAGCUAAUCCAAAAGACAUUAUCCAUUUUUUCAGGCAUAGAGAACAAAAGGAAAAAACAGAAGAAGAGAUCAACUUUGGGAAGCUUAUCACAAAACCUUCAGAAGGAACAACUCUAAGGGUAGAAGACCUUGUAAAACAGUAUUUUCAAACUGCAGAGAAGAAUGUCCAGCUCUCACUGCUAACAGAAAGAGGGAUGGGUGAAGCAGUACAAGAAUUUGUGGACAAGGAGGAGAAAGAUGCUAUCGAGGAAUUAGUGAAAUACCAGUUGGAGAAAACACAGCAAUUUCUUAAAAAACGUCAUAUUGAUGCCCUAGAAGAUAAAAUUGAUGAAGAAGUACGUCGUUUCAGAGAAAGCAGACAAAAAAAUACUAAUGAAGAAGAUGAUGAAGUUCGAGAGGCCAUGAAUAGGGCCAGAGCUCUCAGAUCUCAGUCAGAGGACUCUGCUUCUGCCUUUAGUGCUGAUGACCUUAUGAGUAUAGAUUUAGCAGAACAGAUGGCCAAUGACUCUGAUGAUAGCAUCUCAGCAGCAGCCAACAAAGGAAGAGGCCGAGGACGAGGUCGAAGAGGAGGAAGAGGGCAGAAUUCAGCAUCAAGAGGAGAGUCUCAAAGAGGAAGAGCAGGCACUGGUCUGGAGACCACUACUCGCAGCAGGAGUUCAAAGGCUACUGUGUCAACAUCUAAGAAUAUGUGUAUUUUAGAUGUCUUUAAAUCUACAAGACAGCAGCCCUCCCGAAAUGUUGCUACUAAGCAUUAUUCAGAGGUGAUUGAGGUGGAUGAAUCAGAUGUGGAAGAAGAUGACAUUUUUCCUACCACUUCAAAGACAGAUCAAAGGUGGUCAAGCACGUCCUCCAGCAAACGCAUGUCUCAGAGCCAGACAGCCAAAGGGGUUGAUUUUGAAUCAGAUGAGGAUGAUGACGAUGAUCCUUUUAUGAACAUUAAUUCUUUGAGAAGAAACAGAAGAUAAUAUAUUUAAUGGCACUUAGAAAUUUUCAAGACACAGGAGAAAACAAAACAAAACAUUGCAAGCUAAGAGUUUAUAAUUGAAAAUGUUUGAAGUAUUG
Messenger RNA from Propithecus coquereli (Coquerel's sifaka), 2316 nucleotides. It is a transcript of the gene MRE11, whose product is annotated as MRE11 meiotic recombination 11 homolog A (S. cerevisiae). The transcript has 19 exons. NCBI's taxonomy places the organism in Eukaryota, Metazoa, Chordata, Mammalia, Primates, Indriidae. The record is from RefSeq and is a predicted model, not a curated record. Gene Ontology annotation, molecular function: 3'-5'-DNA exonuclease activity; manganese ion binding; DNA endonuclease activity. Gene Ontology annotation, biological process: mitotic G2 DNA damage checkpoint signaling; telomere maintenance; double-strand break repair via nonhomologous end joining. Gene Ontology annotation, cellular component: nucleus; Mre11 complex. The coding region runs from base 90 to 2219 and encodes 709 amino acids.